GUUACCCUGCUGACUCUUAUGGCUCGGCACGUGUUCCUGACCGGACCCCCAGGAGUUGGGAAAACAACUUUGAUACAGAAAGCCAGUGAGGUUUUAAAGUCAUCUGGUAUACCUGUUGAUGGAUUUUAUACAGAAGAAGUCAGAAAAGAAGGAAGAAGAAUUGGCUUUGAUGUUGUCACCUUAUCUGGAUUGAGGAGUCCUUUAUCAAGAGUUGGUUUAGAGCCUCCACUGGGAAAACGUGAAUGCCGUGUUGGGCAGUAUGUGGUAGAUGUGACUUCCUUUGAGCAGUUGGCACUUCCAGUCCUAAGGAGUGCAAGUUCCAGCAGUGGCUCGGGGCAUGGAGUCUGUGUCAUUGAUGAAAUUGGGAAAAUGGAGCUCUUCAGUCAGCCUUUCAUCCAGAUUGUUCGGCAGAUAUUGUCCACCCCGGGGACUGUAGUCCUUGGUACAAUACCACUACCUAAAGGAAAACCACUGAGCCUUGUGGAAGAAAUAAGAAACAGAGAUGAUAUUAAAGUGUUCACUGUCACCAAGGAAAACAGAAACCACCUUCUGCAGGAUAUUGUGAUUUACGUUCAGAGAAGCAGGAAGUGACGAGUUUACACUACUGCCUUUUGUGCAGGGGACGAAAACGUGGCAGCUCAAGAGGAGUCCUAUCAGUGCUCUGCCUGUCAAGGUUUUAUGCCAUCAGGUUCCCAAAACCUUGUGGACUUUCUUGAAAAAUGUAUGACAGCUGUUUUCCAUAAAAUGUUU
Suncus etruscus (white-toothed pygmy shrew) is the source of this 750-nucleotide messenger RNA. It is a transcript of the gene NTPCR, whose product is annotated as nucleoside-triphosphatase, cancer-related. Gene Ontology annotation, molecular function: ATP hydrolysis activity. The record is from RefSeq and is a predicted model, not a curated record. Lineage: Eukaryota; Metazoa; Chordata; Mammalia; Eulipotyphla; Soricidae. The transcript is spliced from 5 exons. Bases 19 to 591 code for a protein of 190 amino acids.